This is a messenger RNA of Athene cunicularia (burrowing owl), 2147 nucleotides long. RefSeq names its product SDE2 telomere maintenance homolog (gene SDE2). The transcript is spliced from 7 exons. The record is from RefSeq and is a predicted model, not a curated record. Gene Ontology annotation, cellular component: nucleus. NCBI's taxonomy places the organism in Eukaryota, Metazoa, Chordata, Aves, Strigiformes, Strigidae. Bases 1 to 1167 code for a protein of 388 amino acids.
AUGUAUCUGCAGGCAGAAUCCAGGCGUCAGAAUAUUCCUGAAGAAAGCUUGUAUGUGAAAUGUAAUGGGCGACUUGUUAAUGAUGAAGAUGCAUUGCAGAAUGGAGCUGUUUAUAGUCUGGAACCAAGACUCUGUGGUGGAAAAGGAGGGUUUGGAUCUAUGCUGCGAGCACUUGGUGCUCAGAUUGAAAAGACAACAAAUAGAGAGGCUUGCCGAGAUCUCAGCGGAAGGAGACUCCGAGAUGUCAAUCAUGAAAAAGCGAUGGCUGAAUGGGUGAAGCAGCAAGCAGAACGGGAAGCAGAGAAAGAGCAAAGGCGCUUGGAAAGGCUGCAGCGGAAACUUGCAGAGCCAAAGCACUUUUUUACAAAUCCAGACUAUCAGCAGCAGUGUCAUGAAAUGGCUGAGCGACUAGAAGAUUCAGUCCUUAAAGGAUUGCAGGCCACUUCAAGCAGAAUAGUGUCAGCAGAAAGUGGCAAUAGCCGGAAGCGUCCAGGUGAAUCUGGAAAGAAUGGAGCAAAAUCUCGAAAAAGAAGAUGUUUUUGGCUGGGAUUGGAAGGAUUGGAUGAUCCUGACAGUUCAGAUUGUGAGGAUGACAGUGAAGAUGACUCCCCUCACACAUCUGACGGAAGUUGUCCGUCAGGCAGCAGAUAUAAUGAAAAUGCUGGAAACUCAAACGAAUGUUCUAGCAGCUCUCUGGAUUCAGUAGAGGAUAGUCCAGCUACCAGUGCAAAUGAAAAACCACCAGAGCAGCCAGAAGGUACUGGAAGAGAUCUGCAAGGAGAGACACACACAGGUGGGCAGACUGAAAUCCCAGCUGAAGAAAGCAGUAAAAUUACAAAGCCCUUGAUGGAUGAGGCCCAAGAAAAGAAUGAAGUAACCCAGGCUCUGAAAGAAGAGAAGCAGGAAAAUGUUUCUUCUAAGGCACAGGAAAUGAACCAGUUACAGAGCACAGAGGUGGAACUAAUAGACCUACUGGCAUUCAACUCUGCUGCUGAAAUGGAAGCCCUGGGUUUAGACAAACUGAAGAUGCAAUUGAUGUCUUUAGGACUGAAAUGUGGAGGCACUUUAAAGGAAAGAGCAGCAAGGCUUUUUUCAGUGAGAGGUCUGUCUAGAGACCAGAUUGAUCCUGCCUUAUUUGCCAAGCCAUCUAAAGGGAAAAAAAAGUGAUUCAACAGAAAAUUAUUUUGUAUCCACUUGCUUUUAAAAUUUUCUUAUUCUGUUGUCAUUCUGUACUGCCAUAUAUAACUCUGGCAUUCCUGGAUAGUUUGUUUCUAUUUGUAAUGAAGAUCAAUAAACAUAACACAGAGGAAGUUGCUAGAUAGCAAGUUAGUUAUACAUUCAGUAUGUUCAGUAUUUAAGGAGUGAAACUACUAUCUUUUGAUAAGCUUUAAAAAUGGUUAUAACAGGUCUUAAUGCAACAAGUAGAAUAAACUGUUUUUUGGAAAAUGUUUGUAUGACACUGUCAUUGCUUAAGAAAUCCAGCAGUACUUUCUUAGCUUUGUAUUGAAUCUCCUUUAUUGUGUAUUCCAGCUAGCACAGGUAGUUGUCAAAUGAGAAACACUGAACUUAUGAUCCAGGCUUAAAAGCUGAAGUUUCUUUAAAUAAAAACAUUUUUAUAUGGAUGUGGUCAGUAUAAAUUAAUACACUGUUCUGUGAGUUUGUGGGAUGUCAGGUAUCAGUAUGAUAUAAAUUAUUAAUGUGUCUAUUUUAGAGGAAGUUAAAUAAGGGUAUUUACUUUGCUCUGGAAAAGUAGCUGAGUGAGGGAAGAGAGAAUCACUUAAGAAAUUAAAAAGAACACAGUACACUUGCUGGCUGCUGAGUGAUCAUCUGAAGCUGAACAGGAGAUUUGGGGUGUUUUUUAAUUCUCUCCCUAUGGUAAAAACAAUGGCAGAGUCUCCCAAGGACUUUAAUUAACCUCGAGCAGCAUCUGUAAUCUCAGUGCUGGGAGUUAACCCUGCGAGGUGGUGAGGGCCCCUUGCUGGAUGGGCUGCAUGUUCACAUGACUGUGGGUGCAGCUGCCACUUCUGUGGUUUGAGAUGCUUUUGAAAAGUGUUUCGUUCAGUGGCUCAGAUUUCAGUUUUUACCACCAUAUGUUGGAGAAUGUUGUUUAUGACCUGCUUGUCAGAUUUUAUUGUAGAGAUGCUUGA